GAGCCGGGGCCCCGCGCCCCGCGCCCCGCAGACAUGGUGGGCCACCUCCAUCUGCAGGACACGGAGGACGGCCCGAAGGCGCAGGGCCGCGAGGGCUUGCUGGACAGCCCCGACUCCGGGCUGCCGCCCAGCCCCAGCCCCAGCCCGCCCUUCUACGCCCUGGCGCCCCGCGCCCUGGACGCCGGCGCGGAGGGCCCCGGCGCCCCCUCGGACGCCCCCGGGGCCGGCGAGGCCCGAGCGCCGGCCGCCCUGCGCCCGAGCCCCGCGCCUGGGACGAGGCCGCGGCUGCAGCCCGUGUUCUUCGGGGAGAGCAUCCGGGUGGACCCCGAGCCCGCCCGCGAGAUCCGCUGCAACUCCGAGGUCACCUACGCCUCCGAGCGGCGCUUCCGGGACAAGGUGUUCUACGCGCCGGUGCCCACGGUCACGGCCUACAGCGAGACCAUCGUGGCGGCGCCCGGCUGCUCGUGGCGCCGCUACCGCAGCCAGCUGACCCUGGAGCCGCGGCCGCGCGCGCUGCGCUUCGGCUGCACCACCGUCAUCUUCCCCAAGCGCGCGCGCCGCUCCUUCCGCACCACGCUGCGCUGCGGCCUGGGCCGUGCGCGCCGCUGCUUCGCCGCCAGCCUGCGGCUGCAGCCCGGGGACGCGGGGGACGCCGCGCCCUGA
Messenger RNA from Dipodomys spectabilis (banner-tailed kangaroo rat), 663 nucleotides. RefSeq names its product refilin-A-like. Gene Ontology annotation, cellular component: actin filament bundle. Bases 34 to 663 code for a protein of 209 amino acids. Gene Ontology annotation, biological process: negative regulation of bone mineralization involved in bone maturation; skeletal system morphogenesis; actin filament bundle organization. The record is from RefSeq and is a predicted model, not a curated record. The transcript is spliced from 3 exons. Gene Ontology annotation, molecular function: filamin binding. Lineage: Eukaryota; Metazoa; Chordata; Mammalia; Rodentia; Heteromyidae.